Messenger RNA from Manihot esculenta (cassava), 2064 nucleotides. RefSeq names its product beta-glucosidase 17. Lineage: Eukaryota; Viridiplantae; Streptophyta; Magnoliopsida; Malpighiales; Euphorbiaceae. Gene Ontology annotation, molecular function: beta-glucosidase activity. The transcript is spliced from 14 exons. Bases 360 to 1916 code for a protein of 518 amino acids. The record is from RefSeq and is a predicted model, not a curated record. Gene Ontology annotation, biological process: carbohydrate metabolic process.
CUUUUUUCUCAGGUGUCAGAUUCCACAGAAUGCUUCAACUUCUUUACCAAAACCCACCAUAUUUUCUUAGUGAAUUUUCUUGUUUUCUUCUUCACCUCAUGACUAUCAAGAGUUUUUAAGAGAAUGGCCAAUGAUUUGAGGCUAAACUCUAACAGUUAGAUAUUGGAUUUGGUAGCAAUUGGAUGCCAUCUUCAACAAAUUUAUUAUUGUUUGAGUUUGUAAACGUGGAUGAGAAAUCAGAAGACAAGUUCCAUCUACCAUUUUUUUAAAAGAAAAUUGGUUACCCAACUGGAUAAAAAUUAACAUUUCAAUCCCUUCAUCUUCUACGGGAUAUAGAACAAAAUUUGUUCCAGUCAAGAAUGAACAGACAAUACUCUCUCUUCUGCCUCUUAAAUCUUGCUUAUUUGCUUGCUUUUGCUGGAGGGAAGAAUACAAUUCAGCUUUCUUCCGAAUUUAGUAGGCGUAGUUUUCCUGAUGGUUUUGUGUUUGGAGCAGGAUCAAGUUCAUACCAGUAUGAAGGAGCAACAGAACAAGAUGGCAGGAAACCAAGUAUAUGGGAUACUUUCACUAGGGAACAUCCAGAAAAAAUUGCAGACCAUAGUAAUGGGAAAGUUGCUGAGGAUUUCUACCAUCGUUAUGAGGUAGACAUUUCUCUUUUGAAAGAAAUUGGUUUAGACUCUUACAGAUUCUCAAUUUCAUGGCCAAGAAUAUUGCCUGGGGGAAAGCUUAGCAGGGGAGUGAACUGGGAAGGAGUCAACUUCUACAAUUCUCUUAUCAAUAAUCUCCUUUCCAAUGGCAUACAGCCCCUUGUGACCCUAUUCCACUGGGACGUCCCACAAGUCCUUGAAGAUGAGUACAAAGGACUCUUAAGCCCCAACAUUGUGAAAGAUUUCUACAACUUUGUGGACUUUUGCUUCAAAGAAUUUGGUGACAGAGUGAAGCAUUGGGUCACUAUCAAUGAGGCUAAUUUAAUGAGUAUAUAUGGAUAUGCAUAUGGACAAAAUGCACCUGGCCGGUGCUCGGAUUAUAUCGGAAACUGCACUCAAGGCAACUCUGCAACAGAACCAUACAUAGUAGUUCACCACUUGAUUCUUUGCCAUGCAGCUGCUGUGAAAUUGUACAGACAAAAGUAUCAGGCUUCUCAAGGAGGAAUCAUUGGGAUUACAGUUUUUACAGCAUGGAGAGUUCCCAAAUAUGAUGAUGUUUCUUGCAGGAGGGCUGCCUCUAGAGCUCUUGAUUUCUUAAUCGGAUGGAUUAUGCAUCCAAUCACUUAUGGUGACUACCCAGUAACCAUGAAAUAUUUGGUGGGUGAUAGACUGCCAAAAUUUACAGAAAAACAAGCAAAACUGGUGAUAGGUUCUUUUGAUUUCAUUGGAAUAAAUUACUAUACAGCAUCAUAUGCUGAAGAUCUUACAUCUUACAGCAAUGUCAAUCUCAGUUAUACAACAGAUAGCCGAGUUAAUGUAACAACUGACAAGAAUGGGAUUCCCAUUGGCGAACCAACUGAUUGCAGCUGGCUCUACAUAUACCCAGAAGGACUUUACAAACUUCUGCUGUAUCUGAAGAGAAAAUACAACCAUCCUGUCAUUUACAUCACAGAGAAUGGAAUGGGUGACAGAAGCUCAUUGUCAGUUGCUGAAGCUCUGGAAGAUAAGUUGAGGAUAAAAUAUCACCAUCUUCAUCUGCUAUCUGUCUUAGAAGCUAUCAAGGAAGGUGUUGAUGUGAAAGGAUACUAUAUUUGGUCAUUUCUUGAUGAUUUCGAAUGGGAUUUGGGUUAUACCAUUCGGUUUGGAAUCACUUAUAUUGAUUACACAAAUGAAUUAAAAAGACAUCUCAAACACUCAGCUUUGUGGUUCAAGAAAUUCCUCCACGAGGAGAAUAGAACCAUUGCAUCUUCUUUAUUGUACUCAGAAUGAUUAGAGUUUUUUCUUUUAUUUAAAAAAAGAAAAUUCUGUAAAUUACCUCUAGAAUCUCAAUUAAUUGAUACUGAAUAGUGAUCAUCUAAAAAAAUAAAUGAUAAUUUGAUUAAAGCAUUUCUGCACCUUUAUGCUAAAUACCUGGAAU